GAUGAGGGUCUGAGGCCACAGUCGCCUCAAAGUGACCAAGGACCAAGCAGCCUCUAAUGGACAGGCAAACCAACCUCUGUUCUCCUAGAAAAGAAGAAAUGCUCUUCUGAAAUUCAUCAUCUUUCUGGAGGUUUCAAACUGACCAAGCCUUGAAAAGAAGGUAAGAAGAAAACAGGUUUCAGGGCCUCUGCGUUUCCUGCUGAGAGCGAAGAGUGCAUGAAGACAAUUCAAAUAUGUCAGAGACUUCGUCCCAUGACUCCUUCUAUGAUUCCUUAUCAGACAUGCAGGAAGAAAGCAAGAAUGCUGACUUCUUCCCGGGGUUAUCUGCUUUUCUCAGCCAGGAAGAGAUAAACAAGAGCCUUGACCUGGCCCGGAGAGCUAUAGCCAACUCUGAAACAGAGGAUUUUGACUCAGAGAAAGAGAUCUCACAGAUUUUCAACACCUCUCCUGUCAGCCUCCGUGAAAAUCCUUCCCACAAGGAUACAAAACUGGGGGAGCAAAUCUCCUCAGUAAAACCUCAGAAUACUAAGCCAGCACCUAUCCAGUCUCCAGCAGAAGAACCGAAUGAGAGGAUCUCGUCACCUCUUUCAAGGAGGAAAUCUGCUGUGUCCCCCCAGUUUGCUAGACCCAGUUACAUCCGGAGCCUCCGAAAGGCUGGCAAACGCGGUGCAAAAACUCCCAACACAAAUGCAAGGCCCAAACCAGCUCAUCAAAGUAAAGCUGGUCCCCACAGUGAGCUCUGCGACAAGGCGGCUAAUUUCAUUGAGGAACUGACAUCUAUAUUCAGAGGGGUAAAACCAAGAAAUAGGAGCCCGAAUGGGGAGUCUUCAUCACCAGACAGUGGAUACCUUUCUCCUAAAAAUCAAUCAUCGGCCCUGAUGACUGCCUCGACCAGCCAGAGCCCUACAGAAGAGCAUCAAGAGAUGGAAGCAGAGGUCAAGUUACCUGCGGCCAGGCACUGCUACCAGGCUGACCAGAACAUGGCCAGGCCACGGUGUAACAGCAUCUCUCCCCUGCAGCCCUCCAAAGCCCCCCACUUACCAUCUGCACCUCGGUUCAUCCAGAAGCUAAGGAGCCAAGAAGUCGCAGAAGGAAGUCGUAUUUAUUUGGAGUGUAGAGUCACUGGGAACCCAACCCCUCGAGUCAGGUGGUUCUGUGAGGGGAAAGAGCUGCACAACACUCCCGACAUUCAAAUCUUGUGUGAGGGCGGGGACCUCCAUAAACUGAUCAUAGCGGAGGCCUUUGAGGAGGAUACUGGCCGUUAUACCUGCCUGGCUACAAACUCUAGUGGCUCAGACACAACUUCUGCCGAGGUAUUCAUUGAAGGAGCCAGUUCAACAGAUUCUGACAGUGAAAAUUUAGUUUUUAAAUCAAAAGCUGGAGAUAUGCCACAAGCUCAAAAGAAAACAACUUCGGUUUCCUUGACAAUAGGAUCAUCAUCUCCAAAAACAGGAGUGACCACAGCUGUGAUUCAACCCUUAUCUGUCCCUGUUCAACAGGUUCACAGUCCAACUUGGUAUCUCUGCCGUCCUGAUGGAACCACCGCAGCCUGCUUUCCUCCUGUUUUUACAAAGGAACUGCAAAACACCACCGCCUCCGAGGGCCAGGUCGUGGUGCUGGAGUGCCGGGUCCGGGGAGCACCCCCACUGCAGGUCCAGUGGUUCCGGCAGGGAAUCGAAAUCCAAGACUCUCCAGAUUUCAGAAUCCUACAGAAAAAACCUAGAUCUACGGCAGAACCUGAGGAGAUUUGUACCCUCGUUAUCGCUGAGACGUUCCCUGAAGAUGCAGGAAUCUUUACCUGUUCAGCAAGAAACGAUUUUGGAUCAGUGACCAGCACUGCCCAGCUGGUUGUCACCUCAGCUGAUAUGGAGAGCUAUAGUUACAAUACAAUGGGGAAAUCCAACAACGAUCAGUUCCCACAUUUUCCACCUCCUCCUCCAAACUUGGAGACAAAUUCCUUUGAGUUGGCUUCCAAGAAACCACCUGAGAUCCAGCAGGUGAAAAGCCCUGGUUUUGGACACAGUAUGGCUGCCCUUCAAAUGCAAUUCAAUUCUGCUGAGAGGGAAACUAACGGAGUCCAUCCCAGUCAUGGAGUAAAUGGGCUGAUCAACGGCAAAGCUAAUGGAAAUAAGUCUCUACCAACAGCAGCCGUCCUGCUUUCGCCUACUAAGGAGCCACCACCUCUGCUCGCCAAACCAAAACUGGACCCGCUGAAACUCCAGCAGCUGCAGAACCAGGUCCGCCUGGAGCAGGAGGCCUGCGCGCGCCCGCCCGGGCCGCCCUCGCCGCCCUUCCCGCCGCCGCCCGGCCUCCCCGAGCCCGCGGCCCCCGCGCCGCCCGCCGCCGCCGAGCCCAUGAGCGCGCUCGCCUCCCGCGCCGCCUCCGCCAUGCAGCCCUCCGGCUCCUUCAACUACGCGCGCCCCAAGCAGUUCAUCGCCGCGCAGAACCUGGGCCCCGCGUCCGGCCACGGCACGCCCGCCUCCAGCCCCAGCUCCUCCAGCCUGCCGUCGCCGCUGUCCCCGCCGCCCCGGCUGUUCGGGCGCGGGCCCGCGCCGCCCUUCGGAGCCGAGCCCGACGCGCCCUGGUGCCCGUCCUCGCCGUCGCCCCCGCCGCCGCCGCCCCCGGUCUUCAGCCCCACGGCCGCCUUCGCGGUGCCCGACGUGUUCCCGCUGCCGCCGCCGCCGCCGCCGCUGCCCAGCUCGGCCCCGGGCUCGCACUGCUCCUCGCCCGCCGCGCGCUUCAGCCCCGGACAGACGCCCGCCGCCUUCCUCAGCGCCCUGCUGCCCUCGCAGCCGCCGCCAGUGGCCGUCAACGCCUUGGGGCUGCCCAAGGGCGUCACCCCCGCGGGAUUUCCAAAGAAGGCCAGUAGAACUGCUAGAAUAGCUUCUGAUGAGGAGAUCCAAGGCACAAAAGAUGCUGUCAUUCAAGACCUGGAACGAAAACUUCGCUUCAAGGAGGACCUCCUGAACAAUGGCCAGCCGAGGCUGACAUAUGAAGAAAGGAUGGCUCGUCGACUGCUAGGUGCAGACAGUGCAACUGUCUUUAAUACGCAGGAUCCGGGGGAAGAAACACCUAACCAGGCUUCUCCUCAUGCUUCUCUAGGGAGUCCUCUGGAUGGUCAAAAGGAAUACAAAGUCUCCAGCUGUGAACAGAGACUCAUCAGUGAAAUCGAGUACAGGCUAGAGAGGUCCCCUGUGGAUGAGUCAGGGGACGACCUUCAGUACGGGGACGGGCCUGUGGAAGGCGGAGUGGCGCCCUUCUUUGAGAUGAAGCUGAAACAUUAUAAGAUCUUUGAGGGAAUGCCUGUAACCUUCACGUGUAGAGUGGCUGGGAAUCCAAAGCCUAAGAUCUAUUGGUUUAAGGAUGGGAAGCAGAUCUCUCCAAAGAGUGAUCACUACAUCUUUCAAAGAGACCUUGAUGGGACCUGCUCUCUCCAUACCGCAGCCUCUACCCUAGAGGAUGAUGGGAAUUACACGAUCAUGGCUGCCAACCCUCAGGGCCGUGUCAGCUGUACAGGACGGCUGAUGGUACAAGCUGUCAACCAGAGGGGCCGCAGUCCACGCUCUCCCUCAGGCCAUCCACAUGUCAGAAGGCCUCGCUCUAGAUCAAGGGACAGUACAGAUGAAAAUGAACCAAUUCAAGAGCGAUUCUUCAGACCUCACUUCUUGCAGGCUCCCGGAGAUCUGACUGUUCAAGAAGGAAAACUCUGCAGAAUGGAUUGCAAAGUCAGUGGAUUACCAACCCCAGAUCUAAGCUGGCAACUAGACGGAAAGCCCAUACGUCCUGACAGUGCUCACAAGAUGCUGGUCCGUGAGAAUGGGGUGCACUCUCUGAUCAUAGAGCCAGUCACAUCCCGAGAUGCCGGCAUCUACACUUGUAUAGCCACCAACCGAGCAGGACAGAACUCCUUCAGCCUGGAGCUUGUGGUUGCUGCUAAGGAAGCACACAAACCUCCUGUAUUCAUUGAGAAGCUCCAAAACACAGGAGUUGCUGAUGGGUACCCAGUGCGGCUGGAAUGCCGUGUUUUAGGAGUCCCGCCGCCUCAGAUAUUUUGGAAGAAAGAAAAUGAGUCACUCACCCACAGCACUGACCGAGUGAGCAUGCACCAAGAUAACCACGGCUACAUCUGCCUGCUUAUUCAAGGAGCUACAAAGGAAGACGCCGGGUGGUACACUGUGUCAGCCAAGAACGAAGCAGGGAUUGUGUCCUGCACUGCCAGGCUGGAUGUUUACACCCAGUGGCACCAGCAGCCACAGACCACCAAGCCAAAGAAAGUGCGGCCCUCAGCUAGUCGCUAUGCAGCACUUUCAGACCAAGGACUAGACAUCAAAGCAGCGUUCCAACCUGAAGCCAACCCAUCUCACCUGACACUGAAUGCAGGCUUGGUAGAAAGCGAGGACUUGUAAUCCAGUGUUCUUGUUAAAGCUGAAAUACCGAAACAGCCAUUGCCUUGACCAACAAGUUUCUCUGUCACAUUAUGUAAAAGGCAGAAAUAUACUUUGACUUACAAGAAAUAAAAAACACCAAAAUAAUAUUUUUCUUACUUGUUAUACCAAACUUAGAGUUUAAGUAGGUGAUGCUUAUAGAAAUGUACACAUUGCACACAAAAUUUACAUUUAUUGUCCAAUUUAAAACUUUAGGAAUUGCUGUGAUAAAAGUGGCCUGAAAUGCCAAAAUGUUAAAGAAAAUCAGUAGUAACAAUUUACAUUAUCUACAAGUGCCUUUAAACACAAGCUAUAGGUGCUACAUAGCACAACAGUGUGAAAUGUUCAACAUGAUACUACAAGGAUUCUAAAGUGCAGUGUAUUCAGACGCUCAAGUGAAUCAAGUGCAAUAUUUAAGGAUGAAAAAGGAAAAGAAAAUGACAAAGAAAUCCAAGUAAAUGCCUUGUCUUUGCAAAUUGUCUUAUAUGAAAUCAUAGGGAAGGAACUACUUGCCCUAAAUCUUAUAAUAUCAAUUUUUCUAGUAUCUUAGUUCUUAACCUUUUUUUCUUCUUUUGUGUAGUAUUUUCUUUUCAUGCUACCUUGGUAGGAAGCUUAUUUACAAACCAUAUUAAAAGGCUAAUUUAAAUAUAAAUAAUAUAAAGUUUUCUGAGUAAAGCAGAAAUAUAUUACAGUCCAUUCCACAAAAGCUAUCCAAACCAUCCAGAUGGAUGAGCAGGGUGUACAGUAUUUGGAGGAAACAGGUUUGGAAUGAGUAGGGAAGAGAAUGAAGGAAACCUCUUUCAGCACAGCUACACUCUGUUCACUUAGAUAAAAGUAGAAUGGGGAGGAAGGGUGGCAAAGGCCAGGUUUUUCUUUGGUUUUCUUGAAAAUUAAUUUUAAAAUGUAGAUUGGGGGAAAAAACCACUGCCAUUUAAAAGUCAAGAAAUCUAGGGUCAGCUGGAAGUGUGGAGCACAUGUGCUAUGGGGAUCUCAGUGUAUCUGGAGCUUGUGUGAUAUCUGAAGACUUUAGAUGUGUAGAGCAAGUUGAAAAUGGAUUGAGACUGCAAGAGUGGCAUAAAUGAAAACUGCCUGUAGGACUAGUCUACGUGAGAGAAAUGGAGACUUAAAAGAGAGACAAAAACAGGUCUGUGCUAUACUGUAUCUUUUCCACUGGCACAAAGAUAUAGACAAUGGAAAAUAGUUCACUUCCCUGCUGCCAUGAAACAUCAUCUUAAGAAGGUGCUAGGUUCUGAGUAGUUUUUAGGGCAUCGCUUCAGAGACCACUUUUUGAAUGCAUAUGAUUCUGCAUCAGCUAGAAUGAAAUGACUCUGACCAGACUUGAUGGUUUUAAGUCGGAACCAAUGAAAUUUUUCAGUGAGAAAAAAUAAUUUGGACUAAUAGUAGAAAACAUGAGGCUUUAAUGGUACUUUGCUAAGAAAAGAAAACACUGUAUCCCUUGUGCGAAACACAUAUAUCUUUCAUUAUUUAUAAUAAAAGUGUUGAACUUUCUUAGGUCAGUUACUCAAUUCAUACAUAGUAUUUUUAAAAUAAUUUUAUAUCUGUAUACCACCCCAUAUUAUUUCAUAUUACUGCUUCACAUGUACAGCUUUCUAUGUCUUUGUAAGAACACCAACCAACCAAAUGAUUAAUGAUUUUUUAAAUGAUUAAUGAGCACGGGUGGCAGAUACUCUAUGAGUGUGGUACAAGUUUCUUUGACCACACUUACAUGCAUUGCUAAUGUGGAGUUUAAGAUAACAUACAGAGUCUCAUGGACCUACCUAUAGUGUAGAACUAAUGGUUUAUGUCAUAGCUAACUUGCCAAACUUUUUUGAAUGUGACUUUUUUUUUUUUUUUUUGCUAAUUUUCUGGGUUGGGGAUUAACUAGCAUUAUUUUGCCACCUUUUAUGUUGUAUUUAUAAAAAAAAAAGUACUAUCAUGCUACUUUGGAUUGUCGUGCUGGUGUAAUGUGAAUUUAACAUCAAUAAAUAUUUAACAAAUAA
Molecule: messenger RNA, 6424 nt
Organism: Cavia porcellus (domestic guinea pig)
Lineage: Eukaryota; Metazoa; Chordata; Mammalia; Rodentia; Caviidae
Gene: Palld
Product: palladin, cytoskeletal associated protein
Exons: 22
Coding region: 234-4406 (1390 amino acids)
Biological process (GO): homophilic cell-cell adhesion; synapse organization
Cellular component (GO): plasma membrane; axon; neuronal cell body
Molecular function (GO): axon guidance receptor activity
Source: RefSeq, a predicted model, not a curated record